AUGUCAAACUGCAGCAGAACUUUAGACGAUGUGAGGACCCUCAUUCAGUCCAAGGAUCGCUCAAGCUCAGAGCAGACAAUGAAGUUCUACGACAAGUGGGCAGAGACGUACCAACAGGAUGUAGAGAUGAUUCAAUACAAAGCGCCAAAAAUGGUGGUCAAUCUCCUGAAUGCCAACUUCACUGGGAGUCAUGAGGAGGCUCUGGUUCUGGAUGUCGCCUGUGGGUCUGGACUGGUCGCUAAGCUGAUGUCUGAACUGGGCUUCAGGCACUUUGUGGGAGUGGACUGCAGUGAAGCCAUGCUGAAAGAAGCUGAUAAGACCGGCCUCUACCGGGAGCUCAAACAGGCCUUGCUGGGAACAGACAAACUGCCUGCACAGAAUGAUAUGUUUGAUGUUGUUAUGAUCGUUGGUGCUUUACUCGAAACUUAUGUGCCGGUCAGUGUUGUCAGGGAGCUCUGCCACGCCGCCAAACCAGGAGGUUAUGUUUGCAUGUCAAGUGUGGACCAUGAGACAGUGUCUGGACACGAAUACACUAUGUCUUUGGAGAGAGAAAUGAAGCUGAUGGAGGGGGAAGGACUGUGGACUCCUGUGGACACCAAAGAGAUGGACAAAUGGCUGAUGGACCCUUUCAGUGGUGAUGAAAACAAGCAGAAUGAGAAAUACCUCAGUGGAACCAUGUACCUGUACAGGAAGUCUGUUAUUUAG
Molecule: messenger RNA, 705 nt
Organism: Plectropomus leopardus (leopard coralgrouper)
Lineage: Eukaryota; Metazoa; Chordata; Actinopteri; Perciformes; Serranidae
Product: methyltransferase-like protein 27
Source: RefSeq, a predicted model, not a curated record